Messenger RNA from Chionomys nivalis (European snow vole), 2447 nucleotides. It is a transcript of the gene Dnttip2, whose product is annotated as deoxynucleotidyltransferase terminal interacting protein 2. Bases 34 to 2286 code for a protein of 750 amino acids. Gene Ontology annotation, cellular component: nucleolus. Gene Ontology annotation, molecular function: RNA binding. The transcript is spliced from 7 exons. Gene Ontology annotation, biological process: RNA processing. The record is from RefSeq and is a predicted model, not a curated record. Lineage: Eukaryota; Metazoa; Chordata; Mammalia; Rodentia; Cricetidae.
CGCGCUGGCUGCCGGGAAUACAGAGUCGGGAGCAUGGUGGUCACCAGGUCCGGGCGGUGUCGGACUUGGGUCCCAGUCGCGUCAGGAAGCUCCCAGCACAAGGGUUCUACUCCUCAAGGUAUCGAGACACAUCUAGAAAGCAAGAAAGAUGACAGAAGUAUUGCUGAUUCACAGACAGCUGAGAAACAAAGUCCAGCCCUCUCCAGAAAGAGGAAAAGUCGAAGUCCAGGGCCCCCAGCAGAGAUAACAGAGCCGGCUACUGAUGCGGAGGUCUCUGAAGCAGAGUCUCAUGCUUCGGGGGUUACUUCUGUGUUUGAGGUCGAGGAGCCCAUUUUAAGAAUAACUAGGAAGAGGCAGAUCGUAAGCGCACCCACGCCAAAGUCCAGUGUUAAGAAAAGGCAGAAAACCCCUCAGUAUGAAUCUCUCGAUGAAGGAAUGGUUUCUGAAGCAGAAUCUCACGUUUCAGGGGUUUCCAUGGUUGUGCCUUCCACAGAAAGAAGCAGCAGAAGAAAUAAGGCUAAAUCUCAGCGAGAUUCAAGACCACAGUCACAGGCAGAAGCCGUUUCUGAUACUGAGUCUUCAUGCUCAGACAUUUCGUCAUCUGGGGUCGCACCCAGAACAGCCAGGAGCAUGCAGAGGAAAUUAGAGGCCCAAGCUGAGAAGGAAGGUGCUGAGCUUAUACCAGGAAAUAAAAAGCAAAGCAUGGGUACCUCUGUGAACUCAGAGGCCUCUCAGUUACCAGCGAGAACACAUUCUCAGGUUGAUAGGCCAAGUUUCUCUAAUAAUGAGACUGAUGACUCCAUCCCCAGAGGUUCAGAAAAAAAGCUAACACCACAAAACCACCAACAUUUGCAUAUACAAGAAGAAAAAGCCAGUGUUGCAUCUCUUACAGAAAUUAGGAAGGAGAAUUCUAAGAGUCUGGAUGAAGAGGACGCCAAAAUAAUGGAAGACAAAGAAAUUACUGAGAAGGAUUCCCAGUUGACUCUUUCUGAAGUUCAAGACACCAGCGUUCGGCAGUCAGUUUCUCAGAAUCAUUCAAGCACCCCAGGCAAUAAAGCCACACCACAGCCUUCAAGUCCCCAGCGUGAGGCUCUGAUGAAAUCAUUAGAGCACAAGUUUGCAGUUGUGAAAGUCGCGAGACUGAAUGAAGACAGAGUGGGCAGCCUAAAAAUGAGUGACAUGGCCCAGUCCAGUGAUCACGGGGAUGGCAACGACGACGAGUCCACAAGUGCAGGUGACUGUGAGAACGAGGACGGCCAAAGUGACGUGGGUCUCAAAUCUGAUACCAGACCCUGGAAGUCUGAAGUCAGCAUGUCGCAGGAUGUAGAUAGUUCUGUUCUGUUAUUUCUUAGCAGUGAUGAAAGCCAGCAGUCUGAAAACAGCGAGAACGAGAAGGACACUGUGUGUUCCAUUGGAAACAGUGGCCAGAAGGAGUCUUCAAGCGAAGACGUGGAAGACACUGUAUGUGGUAGUUCCCUCUUUGUAAUCGAUAGAACUCCAGGGUUGAGCGCUGACAAACAAUUUUACCUGGAAGACAAGGCCCCGAGUGAAGUUGCUGUUGAGGAAGAAGAGGAGGAGGAAGAAGAAGAAGGUGAAAAUACCGAAGAAUCAUCAGACAGCGAUGAAAAUAAAGAUGAGUCUAGUGAUGAGGAAGAUUUAUUAAAUAACACAAAGUCAAAGCUUCUGAAGUUGACAAGUAGCAGUAUAGACCCUGGACUAAAUAUCAAGCAGUUGGGUGGCUUGUAUAUUAAUUUCAAUGUAGACAAACUGCAGCCUCAAAAGAAAACCCUAACACAGAUCAAGGAGAAAAAGAAAAAUGAGCUUCUGCAGAAAUCUGUCAUUACACCUGACUUUGAAAAAAACUAUUGUGUGCCACCAUAUAGUGAGUCGAAGCAUCAGAUUCAGAAACAGCGCAGGAAAGAGCGACAGAAGACAGCCGGUGAUGGUUGGUUUGGCAUGAAAGCUCCAGAACUGACAGAUGAACUGAAAAAUGAUCUCAAAGCACUGAAGAUGAGAGCAAGCAUGGACCCAAAAAGAUUUUACAAGAAAAAUGACAGAGAUGGCUUCCCUAAGUACUUCCAGAUUGGAACUAUCGCUGAUAAUCCAGCUGACUUCUACCAUUCAAGAAUUCCCAAGAAACAAAGGAAAAAGACUAUUGUGGAAGAACUGCUGGCUGAUUCUGAGUUCAGGAGAUUUAACCGAAGGAAGUAUUCAGAAAUCAUGGCUGAAAAAGCAGCAAAUGCAGCAGGAAAGAAGUUCCGGAAAAAGAAGAAAUUUCGCAAUUAAAAUCUACAAUGCAAGCCAUAACAUUUUAUAGGUCCCCUUUAUUUGCUGAAGGUCAUCACAUAAUUUAUAUAAAUAAUGUAUAAAUAUUUAGUGAUUUCUUUUUGGAAAUAAAGCUGACUUUAUUUUGACAAAAUCAGUCAUGUGCCUCUUGGAAUAAAAAU